Molecule: messenger RNA, 942 nt
Organism: Penicillium soppii
Lineage: Eukaryota; Fungi; Ascomycota; Eurotiomycetes; Eurotiales; Aspergillaceae
Product: nicotinate-nucleotide diphosphorylase (carboxylating)
Exons: 3
Coding region: 1-942 (313 amino acids)
Biological process (GO): quinolinate catabolic process; NAD+ biosynthetic process
Cellular component (GO): cytoplasm
Molecular function (GO): nicotinate-nucleotide diphosphorylase (carboxylating) activity
Source: RefSeq, a predicted model, not a curated record
AUGGCUUCAGCUCACGGGGAUCUACGGCACCUACUGCCAGGCAACUACAAGCGCCAUAUCACAUCCUGGUUGGAAGAGGAUUGCCCAAGUUUAGACUAUGGCGGCUUCGUCGUCGGCGAGUCAGAAGGUGAAGCCCGACUGCUGGGCAAGAGCAAGGGUAUAAUCGCAGGUGUCCCUUUCUUCGACGAAGUCUUCUCGCAACUAGGCUGCACAAUCGAAUGGCACAUCAAAGAAGGCGAAACAAUAAAUCCAAUCCAGCACUGCGCAACCGUCCGCGGACCCAUCCGCAAGAUCCUGCUGGGCGAACGCGUAGCCCUCAACAUCCUUGCGCGAUGCUCCGGGAUCGCUAGCAAGAGCGCCUCGAUGCUCGCCGCACUGCGCGCACAGGGGUGGCAGGGCACACUUGCGGGUACGCGGAAGACAACGCCUGGAUUUAGACUCGUUGAGAAAUAUGGCAUGCUGGCUGGUGGUGCGGAUCCCCAUCGUCAUGACCUGAGCUCCAUGACAAUGCUGAAGGAUAACCACGUGUGGGCGUGUGCGAAUAACCGGGCUGCUGCGGACGGGGGUCUCGCUGACCCAUCGUCUAUCGAGUCAAUUGCGGCUGCCAUUCCCCGUGCUGUGCAGGCUGCUAAGGCUACCGGUGGGUUUUCGACUAAGGUUGAGGUUGAGUGUCGAAGUGUUGAGGAGGCGAAUGCGGCUAUCGAUGCUGGAGCGGAUGUGAUUAUGCUGGAUAACUUUACGCCGGAGGGAGUGCGCGAGGCUGCUGAGCAGUUGAAGAGUAAAUGGGCUUCUAAGAGGGCGUUCUUGAUUGAGGUUAGUGGAGGGUUAACCGAGGAGAAUGCGCCGUCUCAUGUUUGUGAACAUAUCGAUAUUCUGUCCACGAGCUCGAUUCAUCAGGGAACGGGAAUUGUGGAUUUCUCACUCAAGGUGUCUUUGCGAUAG